This is a messenger RNA of Lotus japonicus, 327 nucleotides long. RefSeq lists its product as uncharacterized. The record is from RefSeq and is a predicted model, not a curated record. Gene Ontology annotation, molecular function: RNA-DNA hybrid ribonuclease activity; nucleic acid binding. Lineage: Eukaryota; Viridiplantae; Streptophyta; Magnoliopsida; Fabales; Fabaceae. Bases 1 to 327 code for a protein of 108 amino acids. The transcript has a single exon.
AUGGCAGUGUACAGGAAAAAUUUAGAUUGGAGAAAGGGAGCUCAUCAGAUUGUGUGCGAGUCGGAUUGUAAGGAUCUAAUUGAUAUAGUGCAAAAGCGUGCCCAGACUUCCCAUCAUGCUCAAGUGGGGAUCCUUCAGGAGAUUUAUGGGCUGGUUGGUAGGUGCUGGCGAGUGGAACUUUGCUGGAUACCAAGGGAGAUUAAUGGUGCUGCAGAUUGGAUGGCCAAUCAAGGUGCAAGAAGCAGGUGGAAAGGAACUCAGUUUGUUGACUCUCCAGACCAGGAACUUGAAGUCUUUGUACUUCAAGAUAAGUUAGGAGUGCUUUAG